AUGUCUGCCCCACACCUUGGCGCUCCCGUCCCCGACAUGCCGCCCGCCCCACCCGCCGCACCUCGAGGCUCACGCACCUACGUCCGAGGCGACCUCCUCGCCCUCGCCCGCUCGUCUCUGCCGCGCACCAUCGAGCCCCCUUCCUCCCUCAACCAAAUCCCCGAGCUGCUCCGCAUGAAGCGUCACGGGUCCGAUGCCUCAUGGGGCGAAGACGAAAGCACCAGCGAUCUCCUCACGGACGAUGCGCCCUCUAUCGCGCGGGCCCUUCUCGCCCCUGACAUCCCGGCCCCGACGGAGCACUUCCGAAUCGUCCCCUCCUCGGACUCCAUCAGCGCGAGUGACCUCCUCUUUGACUACUCUUCCCUCCAUGAAGCCGAUGCGAAACCGCCUGUCCUCAUCGACUUUGCGGACCCCUUCGGUGGUAACGGAGCCAACGGUGGCCGACGCGCAAGUAACGCCUUCCAGUCGUUCCCGCCGCUCGUCCGAUCCGACUCGGCAGGGAGCGACUCGUCCACUCGCGCCAUCCGCCUCGGCGAAAGUUUCUCGACUUUACGUCUGUCGACAUCGGGGUCCAGCUCAUCCCUUUCGUCCUCAUUCUCAUGCUCGCCCGUCCUGCGCAAGGCGUCGCUGAACCCUUAUGCUGCUCCGUUCCCUCUCCCGGCCACUACGCCCAACCUCACACUCUCAAAGAAACCCGUCCAGGCCGAGUCGGGCAGUACGGGCAUCCCGUCCCUGCCUCUCCCGCUCGCUCGGGCGCUCCCCGGCCUCAGCUCCCUUCCGGCCAAACCCGGUCCUCCUCCUCCUUUCUUCGUCAAGAAAGAGGCGGCGACCCUGCCCCAGCCGAUGGCUCUGCCCGAUAUCAAGCCGAUGGGCUCCGACUGGCUCGCCGAAGAAGCGAUGUCGGGGAAUGAGCGUCGCCGACGCGCGAGCCAGAUGGGACUGGGCGAUCAGCUUCCUCUGCGCGCGACGGGGAGUCUGAGCGUUCCAAAGUCCAUUCCGAGUGCACUGGGGGCGGAUCCGAGGUUCGGAAGUCAGAGCAUGGGUGAGAAGCGCCCAGAGAGGCUUGUCAAGCUCGGUCAGAGCUUGAGGCAGAGUAUCGCCAAUAAGGGCCAGCGAGCUUAG
Molecule: messenger RNA, 1122 nt
Organism: Dioszegia hungarica
Lineage: Eukaryota; Fungi; Basidiomycota; Tremellomycetes; Tremellales; Bulleribasidiaceae
Exons: 2
Coding region: 1-1122 (373 amino acids)
Source: RefSeq, a predicted model, not a curated record